Messenger RNA from Malassezia globosa CBS 7966, 1221 nucleotides. RefSeq lists its product as uncharacterized. The coding region runs from base 1 to 1221 and encodes 406 amino acids. Gene Ontology annotation, molecular function: transporter activity. Gene Ontology annotation, cellular component: membrane. Gene Ontology annotation, biological process: transport. The transcript has 6 exons. The record is from RefSeq and is a predicted model, not a curated record. NCBI's taxonomy places the organism in Eukaryota, Fungi, Basidiomycota, Malasseziomycetes, Malasseziales, Malasseziaceae.
AUGGCCACUUUGUGCACGACAUGGCUCUCCGUGUAUUCUGUUAUCCUUCAGCUCAAACAUUAUUACAAACCGAGUCUUCAACGUUAUGUGGUGCGAAUCCUGGUCAUGCCUAUGUUGUAUGCAGUGGCAUCAACAAUUUCGCUAUUUUCGUUGCAGCUAGCUGAGAUGAUUGACCUUAUGAGAGAUUUAUAUGAAGCAUUUGUUAUCUAUUGUUUCUUCAGCUUGCUCGUGGAAUACUUGUCGGGAGAGCGCGCUAUGUUGACGUACCUUCAUGGUCGUCCGCCCAUGCCUCAUCUGUUUCCGCUGAACAUGUUCUUUUAUCCGAUGGACAUGAGUGAUCCAUACACAUUCCUGGCAAUAAAGCGUGGUAUUUUGCAAUAUGUGCAAAUUAAACCGAUCCUGGCCAUAGCCACAGUUUUUCUCAAAAUCUAUGGCAAAUAUGAGGACGGGCACUUACACCUCAAGAAUGGCUACACGUGGAUCGCCAUUGUCUACAAUUUUUCCGUGUUCGUGGCACUGUAUGCGCUUACAGUGUUUUGGAUCUGUCUGCAUACGGAGCUGGCUCCUUUUCGCGUCGCACCGAAAUUCUUGUGCGUCAAGGGAGUGAUUUUUUUCAGUUUUUGGCAAAGUCUACUCAUUUCCGUCAUCGUGUCAACAGGCUUGAUCCGACACAUUGGUGGUAUUUAUGGGGAUACAUACAUGUCAACGGCACUUCAAGACUUUCUGAUUUGCCUAGAAAUGCCUCUAUUUGCGCUAGCGCACAUGUAUGCAUUCUCGCAUCUAGAUUAUAUUCCACGAACUAGCGGGCUUGUUGGCCGCAUGCCAUUUUUGUUCGCUUUACGCGAUAGUUUUGGAACAGGGGACGUUGUCGCUGACACAUUGGCCACAGUUCACGGCACGAACUACACAUAUCGAUCAUGGGAACCAAGUGAGGAUGUUCGACAUCAUUUAUACGCAUUCAAGGGUCGGAGUCGUGCUGGCUUGCGGUACACCGACGAUGGUCGCACCAAGUACUGGAUCAACGGCAAUGCAACGGCUCAUGGAGAUGAAGGAACCCCAUUACGAAUCGCUUCGCAAACGCACUACCUUUCGAUCAACAACGAGUGCGAUGAAUUAGCAGAUGUGCAUUUUCCAAAAUUAACGCAGGAGGAAGAAAUUCUGUAUCAAUUAAGCCGAAAGCUACCAUUUGGAGAUUAUAGAUACCCUUGUAUACAAGCAUAG